AUGCCCCCGCCCGUCCACGGACGCCUGGCGGGUGGAGCCAAGCCCGUCCCCCAGGACGCCUGGCGGGCGGAAGGCCGCGCCGUCCCCGGGACCGGCCUGGCGGGCAGAGGCCCGCCGGUCCCCGGACGGCCCCUGAGGGCCCGAGGCCCACCCGGGUCCCCGGGACGGCCCUGGCGGGCGGAGGCCCUGCCGGUCCCCGGGAGCGCCUGGCGGGCGGAAGGCCCGCCCGUCCCCGGGGACGCCUUGGCGGGCGGAGGCCCCGCCGUCCCCUGGGACCCUGGCCUGGGCGGGAGGGGGGCCCGCCCGGUCCCCCAGCGACGUCCUGGCGGGCGGGAGGCCGGGGCCCGCCCGUUCCCACGGGAAACGCCUGGCCGGGCGGAGGCCCGCCCGUCCCCCCUGGGACGGCCUUGGCAGUGGGGCUGGAGGCACCCGCCCAGUUCCCGGGACCCCGGCCUGCCGGGCGGAAGAUGCCCGCCCCGUCCCACGGACGGCCUGGCGGGGCUGGAGGCCCUGCCCCGUACCGCCCCGGGACGCCUGCGGGCGGUAGGGCCCGCCCGGUCCCCGGGACCGGCCUGGCGGCGGAAAGUCCCGCCCUCCCCGGACGCCUGGCGGCGAGGCCCACCCGUCCCCGGGACGCCUGGCGGGCGGAGGCCCCGCCCGUUACCCCCCCGGGACGGCCUGGGCGGGCCGGACGCCCGCAAGUCCCCGGGACGCCAGGCGGGCGGAGCCGGUUCCCGGUCCCCGGGACGCCUGGGACACGUAGCGGGCCUCGCCCACCCGUCAAGGCCUGCCCACCCAUCCCCUGGGACGCCUGGCAGGCCUCUGCCCGCCCGUCUCCGUGACCCCGCCUGGCGGGCCUAUGCCGCGGGCCUUGCCCGCCCUCCCUGGGACGCCCUGGCGGGCCUGCCCGCCCGUCCCAUGGACGCCUGGCGGGCCCUCGCCUGCCCGGGCCCUCGCCUGCCCUCCCCGGACGCCUGGCGCCCGGCCUAUGCCCGCCCGUCCCCGGACGCCUGCGGCCCUUAUGCCCGCGCCCUACCCCGGGACGCCUGGCGGGUGAAGCCAGCCCGUUCCCCAGGACGCCUGGCGGGCGGAGGCCCGCCGGUCCUCCCCGGGACGCCUGGCGGGCAGAGGCCCGCCGGUCGCCUGGGACGCCUGGCGGGCGGAGGCCCAGGUCGUGGCCGUCGACCGCCUGGCGGGCGGAGGCCUGCGUCCCCGGGACGCCUGGCGGGCGGAGGCCCUGCCGUCCCCGGGACGCCUGGCGGGCGGAGGCCCGCCGGUCCUGGACGCCUGGCGGGCGGAGGCCCGCCCGUCCCAGGGACGGGGCCUGCGGCCUCCCGGGCCCGGACCCUCGCCCGACCCCGCCGGCCCUCUCGGACCCGCCUCGCCCUCUGCCGCCGGAGGGGCGCCGCCCUCCCCGGGACCCGCCUGCCCGCCCCGGAGGCCCGCCCGUCCCCGGGACGCCUGGCGGGUGGAGGCCCCGCCCGUCCCCCCCGGGACGCCCUGGCGGCGGAGGCCCACCCGCCCGCCCCGGGACGCCUGGCGGGCGGAGGCCCCGCCCCGUCCGCCCCGGGAGGCCGGCCGGAGGGCGGAGGCCCGCCGGCCCCCCGGGAACGGCCUGGCGGCGGAGGCCACGCCGGUCCCCGGGGGACGCCUCGGGCGGAAGGCCCGCCGGGUCCCCGGGACGCCUGGCGGGCGGAGGCCCGCCCGUCCCCGACGGCCUGGCGGCCGGAGGCCCCGCCCGCGGGACGGUCCUGGCGGGCGGAGGCCCGCCGGUCCCCGGGACGCCUGGGGCCGGGAGGCCGCCGGUCCCCGGGACCCCCUUGGCGGGCGGAGGCCCGCCGGUCCCCGGGAGCCUGGGCGGGCGGAUUCCCCGCCCCCCGUCCCCGGGUACGCCUGGGGGCGGACGGAGGCCCGGGCCCCUCCCCGGGACGUCUGCGGUGGAGGGCCCGGCCCGUUCCCCCAGGGACGCCUGGCGGGCCUCGCCCGCCGUCCCUUAAGAGACUGUCGAACCUCAUCUUCCAACUGGUCGUUCCGUUCGCCCUGGACACCGGUGUUCCUAUCCAGCGACUCUAA
Molecule: messenger RNA, 2073 nt
Organism: Macrobrachium nipponense
Lineage: Eukaryota; Metazoa; Arthropoda; Malacostraca; Decapoda; Palaemonidae
Product: basic proline-rich protein-like
Exons: 3
Coding region: 1-2073 (690 amino acids)
Source: RefSeq, a predicted model, not a curated record